Amborella trichopoda is the source of this 909-nucleotide messenger RNA. The record is from RefSeq and is a predicted model, not a curated record. Lineage: Eukaryota; Viridiplantae; Streptophyta; Magnoliopsida; Amborellales; Amborellaceae.
AUGAGUAUCAGAACCAACUCAUUCUCUCCAACAUUCAUACCUAAGAUUAACCCCAAGCAGAGAUUUGAAAAUAAAAUUGAAGACCACAUUCAACAGCUUGGCAUCGCCUACCACUUUGAAAUAGAAAUUGAAGCGGCGCGUGGUGGCAUUUACAGAGGUUUUUCUGCAAAUGGUUCGGAUGACAAUCUCUUAGUUGCUUCUCUAAAAUUUCGACUCCUUAGACAAUAUGGAUAUAAUGUGUCAUCGAAUGUAUUUAACAAAUUCAAGGAUGGCAAUGGGAAUUUCAAACCCAGUUUGAGCGAAGAUGUUAUUGGUAUGUUGAACCUCUAUGAAGGUUCACACCUUCGAAUUCAAGGGGAAGAUAUCAUGGAUGAAGCACUAGGAUUCUGUGUCGAGCAUCUCAGACAGCAUCGCGUAGAACCUAAUAUCACGAAAAUAGUGAGGCACGUCAAGCUUCCAUUACACUUCUGAACCCCAAGGUUAGAGACCAGGCAUUACAUUGAGGUUUACAAAGAAGAUCCUCAGAGGGACCAAGAUUUAUUGGAGUUUGCCCAAAGAGACUUCAAUAUGGUGCAAUCCAUGUAUAAGGGAGAGCUGAAAGAGGUUUCAAGGUUGUGGCGGGAGUUGGAUAUGGAAAAGGAGCUUGCAUUUGCUCGAGAUCAAAUACACCACUGGUUUAUGUGGCCUGUUGCAAUCGUCCCUGAGCCACAGUAUUCAAAAUGCAGAGUUGAUAUGACCAAAGCCAUUUCCUUCAUCUACCUGAUAGACGAUAUCUACGACGUGUACGGAUCCAUGGAUGAACUAGAACUCUUUACCCAAGCAAUUACAAGUGGACCUCAUUAUGCGAAGCCUUUUUAGUUGAAGCAAAAUGGUACCGAUCUGGGCAAGUGCCAAGAGCAAAGAAGUACU